Messenger RNA from Parnassius mnemosyne (clouded apollo), 3568 nucleotides. The record is from the annotation of a GenBank genome assembly. Lineage: Eukaryota; Metazoa; Arthropoda; Insecta; Lepidoptera; Papilionidae.
AGUGCAUAUUCGCGCGCCGGCAAGAGUGGUUCUGUGUCGCCCGUUUUGUAUUAUUUAUUCAAUGUUGUGACAUUUCGACAAAAUCGUUAGUUUAUUUGAAAAACAAACAGCUGUUUCAAAUUAUAAAUAUGGAUUUAACGGUGGACGAAUUCAUUGAUGGCUUGCUGACAGAAGAGGCAAGCGAACAGCCCUCAGAUUCAAAGAAACCUGAAGAUCUACAUAUGGAAUUACCUGAAUGGUACAGUGAGAAGAAAUUCAACCAAGCACGUCGCUUCUUCUGGGACAAUAGUUUUGGGUUGGCAUCUUCAAUGAUGCUGGGCUUGAUAGGGGUGUUCGCAGUGCCUUCGAUACUACGGGUGCUUGUGAGCUCGAGGCGUUCCAGCUCAGUGUACACAGCCUACAAGAGAUACCUAUCAACGCUACUACACACUAUAUCUUGGUUCGAGAAUGAACUUAAGCCUGGCAGUAUAUCGUGGCGAUCCUUACACGCGGUUCGUAUUCGUCACGUGCGUGCGGGCCUCGCUGCCAAAAUGAAGGGCAUUGGCAUUGUGUCACAAAGGGACGUAGCGUUGACACAGUUCGGUUUCAUCGGCUUCUCACUACUCAAGUCUGAUAAAUUCGGUGUCAGGCAAAUGCAAGAGGGCGACUGGGAAGCGUAUAAUCACUUCUGGAGAGUCAUCGGUCACAUGAUAGGGUUAGAGGACAGAUAUAACAUAUGUCGAAAGAGCGUCGACGAAACGCGUCAAGUUUGCAAGAUACUACUCGAUCGCGUAUUCACGCCUUGUUUAGAUAACGUCCCAGAAUAUUUCGAGCACAUGGCUCGAGUGAUGCUGGACGGCAUGUGGUCAGUGAACCCAACGGUCAAUACCACCGCCUUUCUCUACUGGGCCAGAUAUUUGGCUGACGUACCGGGCUAUAUCUACACAGAAGCCGAAAGGGUGGAGUUUCAGAGGAAGCUGCGCGAUCAGUUGAAAGGCAAAUCUGAUGAUAUAGGUGUGGAUUCAUCAACUCUAACAUUAAAACCAGCAUUGGAAGGGCUACCGUCGCGGCCACCGCGUAUUCUAUAUUUACGUGACUACGACACUAUAGAGUCCAUCCCUGAAUAUAAAAAACUGUCAUUUGCGGCAAAAUACAAACUAGCCGCUAACAACUUUUUAAUGGCGUUUUAUUCAACAUAUAUAGGCAAACUGUACUUAAAUUUAAAUUACAUUUUCAGUUUAUUGCUCAUGAAAUAUUUCCCCUAUUUAGCAUUCUUCAGGUUCGGUAUCAAGUCAUCUCUAGUCAAUAUAUUUGUUGAGGAUCCUAUCGACGAUACCGAACCUAAACCAAAUUCGGAGUAUUACCUACCUGAACCACCAAUGCCGUGGUACAAGACUGUGCUAUCUGUAUUUUACUGGUGACGUGGCCAAGAUAUGACGUUCGAUUUCAAGUGUUGCCAGGUUAUAAUAGUUAUAAAGACAAUUUUAAACCGAGAUUCAUGAAAUGCCUAGUAAAAUUAGUAACGUAUAAUAUUCCUGUAACCUAAGUAUUUAAAGUAUUUGUUACCUAAUUUUAAAAUACGUAGUGUCUUUUAGUUACAUCCUUGUAUUCUAUAAACAAGUUCAAAUAUGUAUGUAACCUCAACCUUGUAUGUAAACUCAGACCAACAAAGGAAGAAAGACGCACAUUUCAAAUGACGUAAGAAUCAAGCCAGAAACAUGUUCAACUUAUUGUAGGAACACACACUCACGCACACAUUUUUUUUCUUUCUUUCUUUAUCGACCCGUAAAAGUUGCUAGACGCACACAUAUGCACCUAAAACCAUGUUGUUGGUUGCAAGUUGCAAAUGAUUUUGAUAUACGAGAUAUGCACCUAACGUCUCUCGUAUACGAGUACAUGUUCGAACACUAAAUUGAGCAUAGUUUAGUCUUAGUUUUUACGGCACUUGAAAUGUACGCAGCACUUUUUCUUUCUUUCUUUCUUGGUUUGAGAUCGGAAUAUACGAAUUUGAAACUGGAUAGAUUUAGAACGAGACUAUUCUAUCGGUUACCUCAAUCUUGCGGCAAACCUAUCAAGAAUAGUUUUGGUGGACAACAACUAGGUUUUAUAUUUUUAAAUAUACGAGUACAUCCUUGUUUUGAUUGCAUAUUUUUUACAUCGUGUAAAAAGUCAUAAACUACUCAAUUAUAUUUAUUUAAAGCACCAUUAGGUUGGAAGUGAUUUGUGUCACUUAUAAAAUGUUGUCAUGUUUAUGUUAUUUGGAAGUUUAUUUAUCAUUAUUGUAAUUAUUGCUUUAAAAUUGGUGUGGAUUGUUUAUAUAAAUUCAAAUAAGGUGCAUAAUAACUCUUGUUUUCCUUAUGGGGUUAUAGAUUUUGAAUAUAAUAUGAAUUUAUAUUUGUGAAUUAAAUAGGUAAUGGAUAUGUUCAACAUACGAUAAUCACUAAUGAUAAUUUUUUGUUUGUGUCAUUUUCCUCUUAAUGGUAGGCGCAUUUGUAUUUACAUUAAGUCCUUGUAUUUAUUGUUAACCAAAUUAUACAUUAAAUAUACUACCCAGAUCUCCUUACUAAAAACAAUGGAAUUGCGACAUUGAUAUAAAACAGUAGACCGCAUUAUAUAAUAUAUUCUUAAGCUGACAUUACCAAUAGUCUAAUUUUGUCGUAUGGUAGUGGUAGCUAGCAUAUUUAAUUGUUAUUUUAAUAUUCUAUGUUAUUUCUGGAUAUUAAAAUAUUUGUCUCAUAUCACUAAGUGAUACUUUUUAAUACUAGUAGGCACUAUAAUCUUUGAAUAUAAUUCUAAGGCUGUAAUAUACUAUUUACCUACCGUAAGUAAGAUAUUGUCCGUCCCAUCUACGAUGCAUACCAUACAUACCUACUUUAAGUAAAUACUCUAGUUUUUGAAAUUAAUUUCCACUGAAAGAUAUUUCAACAAAGUUUACUAACAACAGUAGGUGUUUAAGGGAGAGUAUGACAAUAUUGUCUUUUUGCUGCACGCGGUGUCACUGCUGAAUUGAAACAAAUGACUGAAUCCGCGUUGAACAGAACGGAACAUUACAUUGUUAUUAGAAUAAAAAGCCGAGCCGUUGAUCCCGCCGGCAUCAAUGUGAGCAAUAUUUAAGUGCAGAUUUACCACGCGCUCGACAGUGAAGGAAUCACUUGUCCUGGGCUAAGAAAGUUUAAAAAUAAUUCGAAGAUUUGUGAAGUCUACCAACCACACACGUGCAUUUACUUGCCCUAAAAUCCUCUCGGAAAUGCGAGCUCUGUGCCCAGUAGUAAUAAGCAAUAACGUAAGCAGUAACUUUACUAAUACAUUUUUAAUUGGAACAUUUUUAUUCGAGAAAAAAGUACAUAAUUAUAACGUAAAUAUUUGUUUUCAAUAUUCAAAUAUUUAAGUAUCUGUUUAACAGUAAAUUGUUAACCAAAGUAAGCAAAAUUUUGUAAGCUGAAAGCUAAUUGAAAAAACAAGGUAUUUUUGCCGUAUAAAUGAAUACACGGCAUUAUUUUUAAGUUUUUGAAAAUUAUAUUUUUUUAUGUAUAUAAGAAAUCAUUAUUAUGUAAAAUGUAUUACUUUUGAAAUUAUUGAAAUAAAUUUG